Cordyceps fumosorosea ARSEF 2679 is the source of this 1881-nucleotide messenger RNA. Its product is annotated as Oligopeptide transporter. Gene Ontology annotation, molecular function: dipeptide transmembrane transporter activity. The record is from RefSeq and is a predicted model, not a curated record. Gene Ontology annotation, cellular component: membrane. Gene Ontology annotation, biological process: oligopeptide transport; transmembrane transport. Lineage: Eukaryota; Fungi; Ascomycota; Sordariomycetes; Hypocreales; Cordycipitaceae. The transcript is spliced from 2 exons. The coding region runs from base 1 to 1881 and encodes 626 amino acids.
AUGACUACCACUAUCAAUCUUGACAACGACGCCGUUGCACGCGCCGGUCUCGCGGAUCCCGAAACUCACGGAAUCCACAAGAUUGAGAAUGAGCCGCACCAGGAUGACCUCGUUGAGGAGAAGCGCCAACAUGCUUUGAGCGUUGAUCAGCACAGUGUGACCACGGACGAUAACGAUUGGCCCGGCAAGCCAACUGAAGAGCAGCAGCGCACACUGCGCCGUGUCUCUGGCAAGAUCAAGUGGUCUAUGUGGACGAUUGCCUUUGUUGAGUUGUGCGAGCGUUUCUCCUACUACGGAUCUGCCGUUCUCUAUACCAACUUUGUCAACCACAAACUGCCUAACGGCUCGACUACCGGUGCUCCUCUCCCUGGUGACCCUCACCCGCAGGCUGGAGCCCUUGGCAUGGGCCCCAAGGCUGCUCAGGGUAUUAGUCUUUUCAACCAGUUCUUUGCCUACAUCAUGCCUCUUCUCGGUGCCUGGAUUGCUGAUGCUCGCAUGGGCCGCUUCUGGACUCUGCAUCUGGCCAUAGGCAUUGCCAUCAUUGCCCACGUCGUCCUCGUUGCUGCUUCUGCCCCCAAUGUCAUCAUUCAUAAGGACUCUUCCUUUGCUGCCUUCAUCAUCGGUCUCCUCUGUCUCUGCGUCGGCACUGGCUUUUUCAAAGCCAACGUCUCUCCUCUUCUAGCUGAGCAGAACGAAGACACUCGCAUGCGAGUUGAAGAACGCAAUGGCGAGCUUGUCAUCGUGGACCCCGCCAUCACCAACACACGUAUCUUUCUCUACUUCUACUUCUGUAUCAACAUCGGCUCACUAUCCGGCCAGAUUGGUAUGGUGUACGUUGAGAAGUAUGUUGGGUUCUGGCUCGCCUUCCUCAUCCCCACUGCCCUCUUCCUUCUUGCCCCCUUGGUCCUUUGGUCCCAGAAGAAGAACUACAAGCUCAGUCCCCCGACUGGAUCUCUGCUCGAGAAGUUCCUCAAGAUGUGGUUCUACGUCCGCAAGAGGUCCAAAUCUAUCCGCCACUUCAACUGGGAUGUCGCCCGCCCAUCCAAGGUUGCAAUCAACGAACGCCCAGCCUGGAUGACCUAUGACGAUGCUUGGGUUGACGAAGUCCGCCGUGGUCUGAUGGCCUGCAAGGUUUUCCUCUUCCUGCCGGUCUUCUUCCUCCCUUACAACCAGAUGACUGGUAACUUGACCACUCAGGCCAGUACCAUGAUGCUGCACGGAGUCCCGAACGACAUUAUCCAGAACCUGAACCCCAUUUCUAUUGUCAUUAUGAUCCCCAUCUUUGACCAUGUCCUCUACCCCGGCCUCCGUCGCAUCAAUCUCCCGUUCACCCCCAUCAAGAGAAUGACUGCCGGUUUCUUCAUGGCUACCCUAGCCAUGGUUGCCUCGGCUGUCAUGCAAUACUACAUCUACCAAAAGAGCCCUUGCGGCUGGCACGCCAACGGCACCAUUAUCAACUCCCAGGGCGAAGAGGUCAACUGUCCUCCUGCUGACAUUAACGUCUGGGCUCAGUCCCUUCCCUACAUCUUCAUUGGUAUCGCAGAAAUCCUCACCAACGUCACUUCGUACGAGUAUGCCUUCUCCAAGGCUCCUGAGAACAUGAAGUCGUUGGUCAUGAGCGUCAACCUGUUUAUGAGCGCCAUCUCUGCUGCCAUUGGCCAGGCGUUUACUCCUCUGUCUGGCGACCCUCUUCUCGUCUGGAACUACACUUCGGUCUCCGUCAUUGCCCUUGUCGGAGGUAUUGCAUUCUGGUUCUGCUUCCGCCAUCUCGACGCUGAUGAAGACAGCUGGAACAUGAUCAAGAAGUCCGAGUUUAUCGGCCAUAACCAGCCUGGCGUGACCAAGGCUGUCGAUCUGGAGCACAACAAUGAGCACGAGUAA